AUGACGAAGUCUCUUCCAGUGGCUCAGCUACAGGGCUCCGGGAGUGAUUCUGAUGGCACCAAACAAAUUCAAGGCCAAAGCGUUGUACUUCCUACCAAACUCAUUGCAAUUGCCAGUGGCUUUGAAAAGAAAGAGCGUUCAUGGUUUGUCACCUCUCAAAUCCCAACAGAUCUAUCAAUCCGGGUUGAAGACAUCACCUUCUACAUUCACAAGUAUUCCCUGAUUUCAAGAUGUGGCUACAUGCACCAAGUUAAACUCCAGUCCUCGAACUCAAACUUUGGUUACGACCUCAAGCUCGAAAACUUCCCUGGUGGAUCAGAAACAUUCGAAAUCAUUCUAAAGUUCUGCUAUGGUCUCCCAAUAAACUUAAACCCUAACAAUGCUGCCCCACUGAGAUGUGCAUCAGAAUUUCUAGAGAUGACUGAAGUCAUUGAAGAUGGAAACCUCAUCUCAAAGACAGAAGCUUUUCUCUCAUCUGUAAUUUUUUCUUCAUGGAGAGAUUCCAUUGCUGUUCUCAAAUCAUGUGAAACUCUAUCUCCAUGGGCUGAAAACCUCCAAAUUGUCAGAAGAUGCAGUGACUCAAUUGCUUGGAAGGCUUCUCAAGACAGUUCAACAGCCAGAGAAAUGAUGAAUGAAGAAAGUUGGCAGUCUGAUGAGCUGGCCACCCUUCGAAAGGGAUUGAAACCAGAAAGUAUAGGCUCUUGUAUUAUGCACUAUGCAGAGAAAUGGUUACAAGGCAUUGAUGUAGAGCUAGAAGGAUUAAGGGGAUGUGGUUAUGAAAAUAAUGAGCUGCAAUUAGGUAUUUUGAGAGGCAAAAGACAGGAAGGAGUUAUUGGACACAACAAAGAGCAAAGAACAAUCAUAGAGAGCCUAGUUAGCAUACUUCCUCAUCAAAGUGAAGCUGUUCCAUGCAAGUUCCUAUUGUGGAUGCUAAAGAUGGCCAUGAUGUAUUCAGCAACACAACCUUUGAUUUCAGAGCUUGAGAAGAGAGUGGGAAUGGUGUUGCAAGAUGUCAAUGCUAAUGACCUUUUGAUUCUCUGUUAUAGAAAUGGAGAUCAAGGGCUGGUGAAUUCACAAGAAGAAUGCACAAUGUACAAUACAGAUGUUGUGCAGCGAAUUGUGGAGUAUUUCUUGAUGCAUGAAAAACUGCAGCAGCAGCAACAAAAGUCCAAGAAAUUGGAUGUGAGCAAAGUUCUAGACAAUUACAUAGCCGAAAUUGCAAGGGACUCAAAUCUAUCCAUUGCCAAGUUUCAAGUCUUGGCUGAAGCAUUGCCAAAAAAUGCUCGAACAUGUGAUGAUGGUCUUUAUAGAGCCAUUGAUAUCUACCUCAAGAGUCACCCUUUAUUAUCUGAGCAUGAACGGAAAAGGCUGUGCAAAGUAAUGGACUGUCAGAAGCUGUCACUUGAUGCAUACAUGCAUGCGGCACAAAAUGAGCGACUACCUCUAAGAAUUGUUGUCCAGGUAUUGUUAUCAGAGCAAGUAAAAAUGCGGGCAGCACUGCAAGGGAAGGAGCCAGCAGCAAGUGAUGAGAACCCUGAACAGGAGGGAAGCUACUCAUGGACAAAUAUGGAGAUUAAAAAUCUCAAAGCAGAACUUGAGCAACUAAAGAUAAAGAUGACAGAGCUACAGCAAGAUUGUUUUGAGCAGCAGCAAGAUUACGAAAAUCUAAACAAGCAGCCAAGGAACAUAUCAAGUUGGAGUUUGGAGUGGAAGAAGAUUAAAACCUCUGCACUUUUCCAUGGAAAAUUGGCUGGGAAUGAAAACAGAGAGGGGCAGCAGAGACUCAAUCGAGUGGGUGGCAGAGCCAGCGGCCGACAAAGGCUAUCAGCCUCCUAAGAUUUGUCAAAAUCAAACACAUCAUGUCGUAACUGAUAAAUCUAGCCAAUCGCCUUUAUCAGCAUUAUAUCAA
This is a messenger RNA of Malania oleifera, 1909 nucleotides long. Its product is annotated as BTB/POZ domain-containing protein DOT3-like. NCBI's taxonomy places the organism in Eukaryota, Viridiplantae, Streptophyta, Magnoliopsida, Santalales, Ximeniaceae. Gene Ontology annotation, molecular function: protein binding. The record is from RefSeq and is a predicted model, not a curated record.